CCAAGGUUCGUCCAUCUGUCAAUGUUACGCUGACAUCUGUUAUCCAUGUUCAAGCAGGAUCUGAUAACAAGCAUAGGCUGCUGCGUUCCCUUCGCAGAUGUCGUCACUAUGUUCUAUAACAACCACGCCUUCGCCCGUGUCGCAUGGUAAUACUUCGUACGCAUACACUUUCUGAGAAUCAUGUUCAAGAAAUUCUUCUCCCAAUCGACACCAGCGCAGCAGGUUGAUCCAUUCCGAUAUGAGCGUUUGCAGCCAGGUUCAAUUCGACUUUUGAAGAUUCUCACUCAUGACACAGACCCCGAUGUCGUGACAUGCGAACUCGCUCAUUUUGAGUUCCCCAACUGCCCACCUUAUACGACACUCUCCUACACUUGGGGCUCACCUCGCCAAAUUGCGAAUAUCACGGUCAAUGGACGAGCUCUUAAGGUUCGCAAGAACUUGCUCGCCUUCUUAAGGCAGGCUGCGAGAUCUAACGAGGACCCAGCUCGUCUGUUCUAGAUUGAUCAGAUAUGCAUCUGUCAACAGGAUACCGAAGAACGCAACGAGCAAGUUGCGCAGAUGGGACGUAUAUACGAAGAGGCUGCCAACCCGAUUAUUUGGCUUGGUCAGGCGUCCGCUUCGAGGGGCAGUGACUGAGGCAUGGAGGUAAUACAGUUGGUUGCUCGAUGGGCUCAAGAUCAGAAUGGUAGGAAAGAGGAUCUCGGAGAAGAGACUCCUGACGACAAGGACUCACGGAAGGAGAAGACAGAAAAGGA
Messenger RNA from Mollisia scopiformis, 755 nucleotides. RefSeq lists its product as uncharacterized. The record is from RefSeq and is a predicted model, not a curated record. Lineage: Eukaryota; Fungi; Ascomycota; Leotiomycetes; Helotiales; Mollisiaceae. The transcript has a single exon. Bases 181 to 498 code for a protein of 105 amino acids.